CUUCCUCUCCCAUCCACGUAAGUCAGACCGUCAGGAAGUUGCGAUGCUGUGACACACAACACAACACAACACAACAGGAUGGCAACAUGUCCGCCCCUCGGCCUUGUUGUAGCAGCAUGAGAGGCCACCAUGGGAAUACCCCACUCUUCCUGCUCCUGCUGUGGCUCCUCACGGGCACCUGGACAGGAAAAGUGUCAAGCCAAGAUGAGGGAACCGAAGAAGAAAGCAGAACAGUGGAAGAAGUGACAGUAGACCAAGAACAAGCCGUGGAGGACAAGGAAACCUCAGAGCCCACGUCAUCCCCCCCGGACGCCCCCCCAACAUCAGCGCCCUCGACCACCCGGGAGGGCAACUCGGACUCAGGGAGCACAGACAAGCCCGAGUGGUUGAACUCGACGUUGACCCCCCAGAGCGACGAGGGUCUGAGCAUCACAGUCAUCCUCAUCCCGGUGGCCCUGGUGGUCUUCAUCAUCGUCGUUAUCAUGUUCGCCCUCUUCCUCAAGCGCAGAUUCAAUAUUGAGGCUGCCGUUCACGAUUCCAGAAAGGAUGAUCCAUAUCUGGAUGGGUCCAGCACAGAAAAAGUACCAAUGCCCAUGUUUGAAGAAGACGUUCCUUCAGUGUUGGAGCUGGAGAUGGAAGAACUGGACCAGUGGAUGAUCAAAGACGGUUAACAGCGCGGAAAAACAACCACAUUUCCAAAAUCAUCGUUUUUCUGCGGGUCUACUCGUCCGAGUUCACGCCCCCCGGAUACGCGAUCAACGGUAAAUUGCAUCCCGAAACCCCUGCGAUGGCCAGCGGCACUGGAGCAAGGCCGGAUUCAUGCGCAGGCUCUACGCUAACAAGCUACAAACAAUCCAUCAAAACGCACAUGCACAAAAUUACAAAUGGAAAAAAAUCAAUCCGACAACAUACUUGACUCGAGCGUAUAUCCGAUUGAAGGGCUUGAUAAGGGCUUUCCACAUUUGUUUUGAUUUUGUCAGUAUGACUUCAUAGGACGACAAAAUGACCAGAAACACAUUUUCUUUCCUUUCAAAUGGCAAAAGUCAGCCCCUAUUAAACUCACACAGGUGAAACUGAAAUAUUUGCGACAAAACAAUGAGCCAGAUUGCGUAUUAAAGGUCUUCACUGAGGCGCUCCAGAUCUGUAUUUCAUUUGUCAAACUGUGUAUAACUGUGUAAGUCUGCAAACCCCUGUUUUUCUGUCUGGUUUUUGUGAUAUAAAAAAUUAGACCAGGAUAAACCACCAUGAAUAUGCCCUAAACCUCUACAACGCAAUUGAAAAAAACAAAAGAAAUAUUUCUGAGAGGGGAAGUAAAAAUACACAACUGAGAAAAUGUGGUUACACAAGUGUGCACAGCCUCUUUUAACUGAGGAGAUGUCUUUGUCUGUAUAGAAUGAAUUCCAACUCAUGUUAAAUGGGAGUUAGCACUCACCUCCCACCAUUUAAAAUGCCUCUGAUGAAACCCAAAUCAAGUUCAGAAGUUCUAGUAGGCUUUUCCUGACAUUGUUCAAGCCAUGGUUCACAGACAGCUUCCACAACAUCAGACCUUCAGACAUCUGCUAGAAAGCAAAAAAAUAAAAAAAUUAAAAAAAAAAGUCAGGGAAAGCCUACUAGAAAAGCUGAACUUUUUUUCAGGGUUAUUCAGAGGCAUUUUAAAUGGUGGCAAGUGUGUGCUGACUCCCAUUUAACAUGAGUUUGAAAAUGACGGAUUAUUUCGAAACACAGCCACGGCCCCUGUUGUGAGUGUGUGCACACAUUACCUCAGUUGUUUAUUUUGACUUCGCCUCUUGGAAAGAUUGAUUCAUUUUUCAAUGGAGUUGCAGGUCAUGUGACCAAUGGUGGAAAAAGCUUUGUUGGGAUUUAUCUUGGUCUCAUUUUUCAUGGCAGACAACUGGCAUUUGAAGAAGGGUGUGUAGAUUUUUUAGAUCCACUGUGUGUUCUUAUGAUGAAACAAUGGCAAAUACACUUAAAAUGUGCAAAAACUCUCAUUGGUGAAAUUUGCCCAUUUGCAACAAACCCUAACGAAACAAAACCCAUCUUAUAUUAAAGACCUUUAUGAGAACUCCCGAGCUCUGUACUCGUUUUGACAAAAUGUCUUCAAAUGAUGACAAAAUGACCCGUUUUUUUUUUUUAUAAAUAUGAAAGAUCACCCCUUUCUAAACUCACAUCGAAAACAUGAAAACAAACCAAAUCUUUUUUUUUUUUUUUUUCUUUUCAAAUUCCUUGUUGCAGUCGUUUGUGGCACUGAUCUCGGUUUGAAUGCGGUUUGUAUUUUGUUGUGUGUUCCAUUGUUGUCAAUGCAAACGAAGGCAUCACAGCCAAAGAUGUCGCUUUCACUUUGUGCUUUUUGUAAAUAUGAAAUGUCUUGUCUUGAUAUUUAAAAUAUGUAAUGUUCAACAAAAUAAAAUCUAUUCCACUUUUA
Messenger RNA from Phyllopteryx taeniolatus (common seadragon), 2422 nucleotides. RefSeq names its product transmembrane protein 154 (gene tmem154). The record is from RefSeq and is a predicted model, not a curated record. Lineage: Eukaryota; Metazoa; Chordata; Actinopteri; Syngnathiformes; Syngnathidae. The coding region runs from base 87 to 671 and encodes 194 amino acids. The transcript has 7 exons.